Molecule: messenger RNA, 1632 nt
Organism: Aspergillus tanneri
Lineage: Eukaryota; Fungi; Ascomycota; Eurotiomycetes; Eurotiales; Aspergillaceae
Product: LYAR-type C2HC zinc finger protein
Exons: 3
Coding region: 1-1632 (543 amino acids)
Biological process (GO): negative regulation of transcription by RNA polymerase II; rRNA processing
Cellular component (GO): nucleolus
Molecular function (GO): DNA binding
Source: RefSeq, a predicted model, not a curated record
AUGGUCUCGUUCUCAUGCGAAGCGUGUGGUGACAUUCUCACCAAGAAGAAGCUCGAUCCUCACCGUAACCAAUGUCGCGGCGCAUCCUUUACUUGCAUUGAUUGUAUGGUGCACUUCCAAGGCACUCAAUAUAGAUCGCACACGUCAUGUAUGACCGAGGCGCAAAAAUACCAGGGCGCCCUUUAUAAAGAAAAACCAAGCAAGAAUCAGCGCAAGGGGAACCAGAAGCAGAACCAGAAUCUGAACGCCAACAGUCACAGAGCUCCCUACGUUGAGGAUGUGCCUGAUGUCGAUAAUCCCAAAGCGAAAGCCAACGCCCCUCCCCCUGCUCCUACUCCUCCACCUGUCGGCGCUGUGAAGCCAUCCAGUAAUGCGACGAAGGUAAACAACGACAAACAGGUCAAUGUCUUUGACUUCCUGGUUACUGAGAAUACUCCAAAUGCGUCUAAAGUCUCUAUUGCUGCGCCCAAGGAACAGAUGCAGAUGGUGGAGCAUGCGCCUUCCGUGUUUGAACCCAGCAAGGCGCUAGCUCACCUGGACACCGAGAUUGAAGAUGAGAACAAGUCCUACGAUGUGGCGUACGAGGAGAAUGGAUUUUCGUAUGGCACCGGACCGAUUCCUCCAUCCGUUUACCCGAACAAAGCACCCAAUGUUUCCAUGGAGUUCAUGACACCGGCUCCCAAGAAGAAGAAGGAUCGGUCGCGAGCUGCGAAUGGACAGGGCAGCGCCACCACCAGUGACAAAAAGCGGAAGCGACGCACUGAGGAUCACGAUAUGGAGGAUGUGGAUACCCCCAUGAUGGAUGCUCCAUCGAGUGUUGUCAAUAACCCGCCUACACCGAUGUUGAACCACUCUGGACUCACUGGUGGCCUGAAUCGGAUGCUUCGGUCUCCAUCCCUGGAUGAGGACUAUGACCACACUCAACGGCGGUAUCAAGAUCCCUCAUCUCCGAUUAAGCGAACGCGUCGGGAUGAGAAGGAUGAGACCGGCCUUGGAAUCUCCAUCAAGAAUCGCGCGGAACGCCUUGUUUCGUCCAUGUUUGGCGGUUCUUCUGUUUCCGCAGGUAGUGGAAGUGGCCACGAGCCCUCCGCGAAGGCACUGGUUCGCACACAUCGGCGUAGCUCCUCGGAUGACGGAAAUAACAACCAGCUGGAUAUCCGUCGUUCCAAGAAGACACAUCGUGUCCGAGACCCUUCGACUGGCCAGGUCAUUUCGUCUGACCCUCGCAAGACCAAGCGCAAAAGCAGUGCCCAAACUAACCCGGAUCGGCCAUCGCGACGCCUCAAACAGAUCGAUUACCCCAACCCCUCUCAGCCGCAGUCCCCUCGCGGCCACGAUGGACAAGUGGUAGUUUACCAGCAGCCAAACGUCCCCGACGAGUUGCAGCGAGAGAUGGCUGCCCAUUUCUUGUCACUGGUGACUAAGGGGCCAGAGAGCGGACGAGGAUUCUCGGUGAACAAGGUGCUGAAGCGGUUCCAUCGCGACUUUACGGAUGAGUUUGACGGAGAUCGGGGUCGCGAUCAAGGGCGGAGCCGUGCGGAUCGCGAACGGAGAGGGGACGAUGAGAAGGAUCUCUGGCGGACAUUGCGACUGAAGCAGAACGAUCGGGGAGAGGUGGUGGUCUUCUUUUAG